GGUAAUUAUAAAUCUCGUUUUUCAAAAUUAUAUGUCUAUGCAUAGAUAAAUAAAUAAAUAAAUACAAGAGAGGGAGAAAAGAGAGAAGAAAAGAAAUCGGAAAAGAAACACAAAAAGUGGACUGAUAAGAGAUACAGAGGCAGAGCAACAACAGCAACACCAAGCCUCCUCCUGCCUCAAUUUCAGAUUCAUUACAUAAAUAUAUAUAUUAAAGCAAUAAUUUAGACAAGAAAAUAUACCCCAAGUUUUUCUUUUAUUUUUCUCUGGGAUGAUUGUGUUUUCAUUGACCUUUUUGAUAAAAAUUUAGUGUACUUGUUUAGAUCUUUAAGCAGGGAUGGAGAAAGAUGAGAGGAGCCAAAGAACAUGCAAAAAAAUAGAUUCAGAGCUGUUUUUACAGUGGGGAAACAGAAAAAGGCUAAGAUGUGUGAGAGUUAAAGACUCUCAAAAUACAUCUCAUAAAUCCAAUGCUACAACCCGUAGAAGAUUCAAUUCCUCUACUUUUUCUCAUUCCAAUUAUCGUCUCACUAGUUCUCAGGCACUCCAGUCGACUAUGACUGAGCACCAGAAAACUUUGUCACUGGAGAAGGAAGAUCGGUACUACACAACAAGGGGAUCAGCGGUGAGUUUAAUUGAUGAGAAUGGGAAGGUAGUAGUGGAUAGUAGCAGUAAUGGAGAUGAUAAAAAAAGGGUAGUGUGGCCGAAGCUGUAUAUGACAUUGUCAAGCAAAGAAAAAGAGGAGGAUUUUAUGGCAAUGAAAGGGUGUAAACCUCCUCAAAGACCUAGAAAGAGAGCCAAGAUCAUUCAAAGGAGCUUACUUUUGGUGAGCCCUGGUGCAUGGUUGACUGAUAUGUGCCAAGAGAGGUAUGAAGUAAGGGAAAAGAAGAGUUAUAAGAAGAGACCAAGAGGAUUGAAGGCCAUGGGGAGUAUGGAAAGUUAUUCAGAUUGAGAGACCUUUGGAGGAGCUAUUUUCUCUUCUUAAUUUUAUGGAAACUUUUGCCGUUAAUGGAAGAGAAAAAUGACAAACAAUAUCUGCCAGAUUUGUUGUAUACAAGUUGAAAUUUUCAUUUUUAUAAAUGAAAAUACCUAAAUCAUCAAAUUCAUAGUGUGAUUUUGGUAA
Messenger RNA from Gossypium arboreum, 1117 nucleotides. RefSeq lists its product as uncharacterized. The transcript has 6 exons. NCBI's taxonomy places the organism in Eukaryota, Viridiplantae, Streptophyta, Magnoliopsida, Malvales, Malvaceae. The coding region runs from base 335 to 946 and encodes 203 amino acids. The record is from RefSeq and is a predicted model, not a curated record.